Messenger RNA from Brassica rapa (field mustard), 2166 nucleotides. RefSeq names its product protein GLUTELIN PRECURSOR ACCUMULATION 3. Gene Ontology annotation, molecular function: protein binding. Lineage: Eukaryota; Viridiplantae; Streptophyta; Magnoliopsida; Brassicales; Brassicaceae. The record is from RefSeq and is a predicted model, not a curated record.
ACGAAGGUCAAGAUAUUGAGGGAACCCUGAGUUUUCCAAAAAUUUUAAGUAACAAGAGAAACCGGUUAAUUCCAAUCCAGUUCUGUAAUUUGUCUGUCACUACCAAACCGGACCAUAUUGAUGGUUUAAAAACAAAGCUCGGUCUGGAUUAUAAUAUCAAAGAUUAAACAAAGAGUCCUUUCGAUCUCUGCAAAUUUGUUUUGACUCUGAAGAGGAGAAGAAGUGUACUUUCAAUCGCCAAGCGUAUGCAUAACUGGGUUAGAGCUUCCUCAUCCGAUUUCACCGGAACUCCUCCACAGCCCAGGAGUGGACAUACAGCUGUCAAUGUCGGAAAAUCCAUGGUCGUGGUGUUCGGCGGCCUCGUCGACAAGAAGUUCCUCAACGACAUCAUUGUUUAUGACAUUGAAAACAAACUCUGGUUUGAGCCAGAAUGUACUGGCAGCGUAUCUGAAGGAAAAGUUGGUCCUACACCUCGCGCCUUUCAUUUUGCCAUCACUAUUGAUUGUCAUAUGUUCAUCUUUGGUGGACGUUCUGGUGGCAAGAGGUUGGGUGACUUCUGGGUUCUAGAUACUGAUAUAUGGCAGUGGUCUGAGCUAACCAGCUUUGGCGACUUACCUACGCCUCGUGAUUUUUCUGCUGCCGCUGCUAUUGGCAACCAGAAAAUUGUGUUGUGUGGCGGCUGGGAUGGUAAAAAAUGGCUGUCAGAUGUGUAUGUUAUGGACACAAUGUCUCUUGAAUGGAUGGAGCUGUCAGUUUCGGGGUCGUUGCCGCCUCCUAGAUGUGGUCAUACAGCCACCAUGGUUGAGAAGCGUUUACUUGUUUUUGGUGGCCGAGGAGGUGGUGGCCCUAUCAUGGGUGAUCUGUGGGCUUUGAAGGGUCUAAUAGAUGAAGAGCGUGAAACACCUGGAUGGACACAACUCAAGCUUCCUGGCCAAGCACCAUCGUCUCGAUGUGGUCAUACGGUUACAUCCGGAGGACAUUACCUUCUGUUAUUUGGGGGACAUGGAACUGGUGGAUGGCUGAGUCGAUAUGAUGUCUAUUAUAAUGACACUAUAAUUUUAGAUAGAGUAACUGCACAGUGGAAGCGCUUACCAGUAAGCAAUGAUGAGCCUCCUCCUCGGUGUGAAGUUUCAGUUCUACGAAGGCUCUGGUCUUGGUGGUGUUGUCAGGCUGCGGUGGAGGGCUUAGCGUUUCUCUUCGGUGUCGAGGAGGUCUCUCUCCCUCUCUCUUCUGUCGUGUGAGCUCUGGAGGUUUCCGCUUCCUCGGAGAUGAGUCGUGGGUUGAGGUAUGCAGUAGGAGAUGGUGCCUCAGUCUAGUUCCGAUUUCCAAGGGUUCUGUGGGUUGCUUGGAAGGAGUCUUCUAUGGUUUUAUUCACGGCAUCUCAACGUCUCUCAUCACUGGAGAUCUUCCCUGCUUGGUUCUCGUUCUGAUUCUUCUGGUGAAUGGCGACGGUCCUCUUCAUCAAAUGCUUGUCCUUGUUCUUCAUGUUUCUUGCUUUCUGUUUGACACCGGAAUGUGACACAGGGAGUCACAGGAAAUUGCUCUCGGUUCUCGAUAGCAGCAAGCGUCGAUUUGUUUUGAGCGUGUGCUCUUUGCCUAUUGGUGUCAAUGCUUGGCCAAUUAGCAAGCGUCGAUUUGGUUUGUUCUUCUGUGGCAGUGUGAGCUGGCUAUAUUUCUGUGCAGGUUCGGAUACUGUAUCAGACGAAAUGUGGUGGCGUUUGCAAGCCCGCCUUUUGGAUCCUAAUUGGUGAUGGAGGGGAGUGUACAGUCCGAGUUCUUGGCGUCGUCACUCAGGUGAAAUGUCCGAAACUCCCUCUGUUUCCAUCGUCAAACGCUUCAUAGACAGUGACAGUUAUAAGCUGGAGUUCAUCGGGAACCAGCUACUCCGUGGACAAAAUGGAAAGUCCCAGCGCAUCCGAAGCAAUAAGGACCGAGACAAUAAGGAAAACCUCACCUUCUCGUGAUCUUCGUCGAUGGUUGAUGUUUGAGAAUGGUAACCAUUCCAAAGAAUUCCAAAAAACGAAUCAACGGAAUGUAUCAUGUUUAGUGGACGGAAAAAGCUAAUUUUGUAAUAGUUUGAGUUUGAAAAUUUUGUACAAAACAGACUUGUAACCAGAUCUGAAUUUCCGAUCCUCAGGUCAAAUUAAUAUAUAUUUUAAAAAAGUC